Molecule: messenger RNA, 1865 nt
Organism: Sorghum bicolor (sorghum)
Lineage: Eukaryota; Viridiplantae; Streptophyta; Magnoliopsida; Poales; Poaceae
Product: aspartate aminotransferase, chloroplastic
Exons: 11
Coding region: 274-1653 (459 amino acids)
Biological process (GO): biosynthetic process; amino acid metabolic process
Molecular function (GO): transaminase activity; pyridoxal phosphate binding
Source: RefSeq, a predicted model, not a curated record
CCUUUCAAAAAAGAAGAAGAAAAAGAAAAAACUCCCAGUUUGGCAGUUUUUGCGACGGAGACACCGAGGCCAGCGCCAUCCACCCGCUCCGCUUCCGGCCGCCCCGCCCCGCCCCCUCCGCUUGGGCUUGAUCUCCCCACAACCGCAAGCGACGGGCGUCAUAUCCACUCCGCUCCUGAUCUCUCCUCUAUUCUUCAGUGCAGCAGCAUCAGCAGCAGGCCGCCCGGCCCACGCCCGCCUCCGAUCCGCUAGCUGCUCCCUCGCCGUCCGGAGAUGGCCUCCGCCGCCUUCGCCGUCUCCUCGCCGGCGGCCUCCGCCGUCGCCGCGCGAUCCAAGGUGCUUGGACGUGGAGCUAAUCUGGGGAGAAAUAGAACUGGCUGCCGCGUCGGUAUCACGCGGAAGAACUUUGGCCGUGUUAUGAUGGCCCUUGCAGUGGAUGUUUCUCGUUUUGAAGGAGUGCCAAUGGCUCCUCCAGACCCAAUUCUUGGGGUUUCAGAGGCUUUUAAAGCGGAUAAAAAUGAUCUGAAGCUCAAUCUUGGUGUUGGUGCCUAUAGGACAGAAGAGUUGCAGCCCUAUGUGCUCAAUGUAGUCAAGAAGGCUGAAAAGCUUAUGUUGGAGAAAGGAGAUAACAAAGAGUAUCUUCCCAUUGAAGGUUUAGCCGCGUUUAACAAAGCAACAGCAGAGCUAUUGCUUGGAGCUGAUAACCCUGUUAUUAAGCAAGGGCUGGUUGCUACAAUUCAGUCUCUCUCGGGCACUGGAUCACUGCGUCUCGCUGCAGCAUUCAUACAAAGAUACUUCCCUGAAGCUAAAGUAAUCAUAUCAUCGCCCACCUGGGGUAACCACAAGAAUAUCUUCAAUGAUGCUAGGGUACCUUGGUCAGAGUACCGGUAUUAUGACCCCAAGACUGUUGGGUUGGAUUUUGAGGGAAUGAUAGCUGACAUUGAGGCUGCUCCUGAAGGAUCUUUUGUUCUGCUACAUGGUUGUGCUCACAACCCAACUGGAAUAGACCCAACUCCUGAACAGUGGGAGAAAAUUGCAGAUGUCAUCCAAGAGAAAAAACAUAUGCCCUUCUUUGAUGUUGCAUAUCAGGGUUUUGCCAGUGGAAGCCUUGAUGAAGAUGCAUUUUCUGUGAGGCUUUUUGUUAAACGUGGCAUGGAAGUGUUUGUUGCACAAUCUUACAGCAAGAAUCUUGGUCUAUAUUCUGAAAGGAUUGGUGCAAUAAAUGUUGUGUGCUCAGCACCAGACAUUGCAGAUAGGGUAAAGAGCCAGCUGAAACGAUUGGCACGACCCAUGUACUCGAACCCCCCUAUUCAUGGUGCCAGGAUAGUUGCCAAUGUUGUUGGUGAUCCGACUAUGUUUGGUGAAUGGAAACAAGAGAUGGAGGAAAUGGCUGGGCGGAUCAAGAAUGUAAGACAGAAGCUCUACGAUAGUUUGUCUGCGAAGGACCAGAGUGGCAAAGACUGGUCUUUCAUUCUGAGGCAGAUUGGCAUGUUCUCCUACACUGGGUUGAACAAAGCACAGAGUGAUAACAUGACAGAUAAAUGGCAUGUUUACAUGACCAAGGAUGGGCGGAUCUCAUUAGCUGGGCUGUCCCUAGCUAAAUGCGAUUAUCUUGCCGACGCCAUCAUCGAUUCCUUCCAUAACGUCAACUAGGUUGAGGUACAAAUAGUUGAGGGUCAACUAGGCUGGGAUUUUUGGGUCCUUCCAGCUAUACAGUUUUUCCUGUGUAUUCCAUUUGGUGUAACUUUGAUUAAAUAAAUUUUGUCAAAACUCAUGUGCUUAUUUUACUUGUAAAAUCAGUACGUGGCUACAGGAUCGUAACACUUGAAUGAAACAAUGAUAUUACCGAUAUUAAUUGCCCCCCA